This is a messenger RNA of Crotalus tigris (Tiger rattlesnake), 4213 nucleotides long. RefSeq names its product gamma-aminobutyric acid receptor subunit beta-4. Gene Ontology annotation, biological process: nervous system process; regulation of membrane potential; signal transduction. Gene Ontology annotation, cellular component: GABA-A receptor complex; membrane; synapse. The record is from RefSeq and is a predicted model, not a curated record. Gene Ontology annotation, molecular function: GABA-A receptor activity; extracellular ligand-gated monoatomic ion channel activity; neurotransmitter receptor activity. The transcript is spliced from 8 exons. The coding region runs from base 1629 to 2966 and encodes 445 amino acids. NCBI's taxonomy places the organism in Eukaryota, Metazoa, Chordata, Lepidosauria, Squamata, Viperidae.
UGAUAAUGGCUUGACAUAGUCCUGAUACUUUUCUGAAUCAAACUCACAUUCCAUGACACAUAUUAACCAAAGUUCUCUGUUCAAAUUAUAAAGUUAUUAAAAUAUUUGUGAAACCAUAAAACAAUAAAAUGUACAAAAUACAAUUAGUAAUAACACUGAAGAUAUAUAUGCAAACCUUCCAAGAGCAGAGCAGGAUUUUCAAAGCAAACUGAUUCCAAAGUAAAAUGUGUUAGAGAAGAGGCAAAUCUUUCCAGGCACCAAUACAAGCAGCAAAUGGGCUUCCCUGCACUCCGUUCCUAAAAAGGGACUCUCUCCUCACCUGGAGGAGAGUAGCUAACAGUAAUGGAAGAACCCAAGCAGAUACAUAAAGAAAAAGCUCUGGUCCCAAAUUGUUCCAGUCUUCAAAAACCAGCUCAAACUGGGCCAGGAAUUAGGCCAAGAAACGAAUGGGCACCCAAGAAGAAUCUUGACAUGACACAGUUCCAAGCGAUAGCUAUGUGAAUAGAAUAGAGCUGGAAGGGACCUUGGAGGUCUUCUAGUCCAGCCCCCUGCUCAAGCAGGAGAACCUAUACAAGCUAUAGCCUCCAGCUCUGUUCCAGGCUAACUGAAGUGGGUGAACUGUUGUCAGGGGGAGUCACACCCUGCAGCAUUUCGACUGAGAGAUUCUCUGAUCUCUGCCAAGAAAGCUCUAGGUCAGACAUGUCAAACUCUUGACGUCAUGUGACAUUGUGCAAUGUAUCGGGAUGGUUUUGCCAUUGCCGGCAAUGGGGUGGGCACGGCUUCUGGAUGACGCAUCCGGCCCGUGGGCCGGCAGUUUGACACCCCUGCUCUAGGUAGAAGAUAAUAGAAGUUUUCCUCACCAUCAAGACCACCUGAGACAGGCUGAACACUAUUCAGAUGAAUAUUUGGGCCUUCUACCAACUAUUUCUGUCUUGUGUGGACUUUGUUUCAAUUUUCCCAGUAUCACCCAAUUAAUUACUGGGCUCAGGCACUAGCUCAAGACAUAAACUCCCUUCUUGUGAUCCUGUAAUCCCUUUAUUCAGGGUAGAGUCAAGGUGACUGGAUGGAGAGGAGAAGCUGGAUACAGUGAAGACAGUUCAGCCAUAAUCCCUGUAAGGUCUCCCACAACCUGUUGAAUCUCUGCCUGAAAAAUUUCAUGCCAUGGAGAGAUAACUGUUAAUUGCUCAGCAUCAUCUUCUGGAAACAACCAGUAAAAUAAGAGGAAAAUUAACUCCUUCCCUAAUUCCAAUGAUCUGGAGAAACUCCAUAAUUAAACUCAUCCAAGGCACUAAGCGUUAAUAGAAUAAAAGAGGAGCAGAUUGCCCAUGCAAGACCCUCUAUGGUUUUGGAUAAACAGCUGUCCAAUCUCUUCCUAAGAGCCUCCAGUGUUAGAGUACUCCCCAGUUCUGAAAUUGUUCCAAAAGAAUAAGCAAGGGGUCCUGUAGAAUCAACAAAGACAUGUAUUGUGGGAGCUGCUAACCAAGAUUCUGAUUCCUCAACUCUUGUAGUUGUUUAAAUUCUUUCUCACCUAACCCUAACCUUUGAUCAAGGAUCACCACUUGUCACCUUCCUGACAUUCAUAGUGUUUUGCUUUAAUUUUCUUUCACCAGGCCUGUCAGAUUGGCUGGAUGUUGUCAUCCCCAACUGCAGAGGAAGGUGCUGAAGGUAACCCUGUUACAGUCGGAAUGAGCAUCCACAUUUCGAGCAUUGAUCAGAUUUCUGAAGUGAAUAUGGACUACACCAUCACCAUGUAUUUCCAGCAAAGUUGGAGAGAUAAGCGUCUAGCCUACAGUGAUCUAGCCCUAAACCUCACCCUGGAUAAUCGGGUGGCUGACCAACUGUGGCUCCCUGACACCUAUUUCCUAAAUGACAAGAAGUCAUUCCUGCAUGGGGUAACAGUCAAGAAUCGGAUGAUCCGGCUUCACCCAGAUGGGACUGUUCUUUACGGCUUGAGAAUCACUACCACGGCUGCUUGCAUGAUGGACUUAAGGAGAUACCCCCUUGACCAGCAAAAUUGCACUUUGGAAAUUGAGAGCUAUGGCUACACCGUUGAUGACAUCGUGUUCUUUUGGCAAGGAAAUAAUUCAGCUGUGACAGGGAUGGAGGUCCUCGAGCUGCCCCAGUUCACCAUCAUUGAGCAAAGGCUUGUCACCAGAGAAGUGAUCUUUACCACAGGUUCCUAUCUUCGCUUGUCGCUCAGCUUCCGAAUCAAACGAAACAUCGGUUACUUCAUCCUGCAAACAUACAUGCCUUCCAUUCUCAUCACAAUUCUUUCCUGGGUCUCUUUCUGGAUCAAUUAUGAUGCCUCUGCAGCCAGGGUUGCCCUAGGGGUCACCACAGUCCUCACCAUGACGACCAUCAACACGCACCUUCGGGAAACUCUGCCCAAAAUCCCCUACGUCAAAGCCAUCGACGUCUAUCUCAUGGGCUGCUUUGUUUUUGUGUUCCUGGCGCUCUUGGAAUAUGCCUUCGUUAACUACAUUUUCUUUGGCCGGGGCCCCCGGCAGCAGAAGAAACAGAGCGAGCGUCUCAACAAGACAACUAAUGAGGAGAAGCACCGAUAUGAGGAGAAGCGGGUGAGAGAGCAGGUGGACCCUUAUGGCAACAUUCUUCUCAGCUCUUUGGAAAUGAACAAUGAAUUAUUAGCUUCUGACAUGAUGACCACAGCAGGAGAAUCACGAAACUCUCUCAUGUCCUUUGAAGGAUCAGGAAUCCAGUUCCGCAAGCAGCUGGCCCCUCGAGAUGGUUUUGGACACCACCCACCAGUUGAACGCCACAUCCCGCUGACCCAUCAUGCUGCAGCCCAUACUCGUGCCAACUGCCGACUCCGCCGAAGAUCGUCCAAGCUGAAGCUCAAAAUUCCUGACCUGGCAGAUGUCAGCACCAUUGACAAAUGGUCAAGAAUCAUUUUCCCCAUCACUUUUGGAUUCUUCAACCUGGUUUAUUGGUUGUACUAUGUAAAUUGAUGCCUGCAGACCAGAGAAAGAAUAGGGGAAGACACUCAAACUAUGACAACAACACAGGAGUGUGGCGAUCUUUGGGGUUUGGUUAUUCUCUUAAUUAUGACCAAUUUUUCACUCCAUCCCCAUGUUUGAUUUAAUUUCUGCAAAUCGUUAUUCCUCUUUUCAGCACAUGAUGCGCACACAGAGUUUGUGUGAUGGGCUAUGUGGAUUUGUUGAAGGAGGAGGGAAUGGUUUUCAGGGAUUUUCCUACCUUCCUUCCCUCCCUCCCCCUCUGUUAUGCUUGAAAUACUUCACCCCCAGGGGUGGGUAGGGGGGAGAUAGUCUCCAUCUCUUUUAAUUCAUUGUUGCAGCUAGUUUAGUUCUUACAGUAGUCUUGCAAAAGUUAGCUCUAGAGUGUGUCGGCAAAUGCCUGGCCAUCCGCUCCAUUGGCUCACAGAUUGUGCAGUUCCUCACCUGUGAGGUUAUUCUGAGAGUUUUUCUUUCUUCAUGGAUUCUUUUGAAAGAUGGAGCUACAUUCUCCUAUGGCAUGAGUUUCCUUUAUUUUGUCUCACCUUCUAUCUUAUAGGUGCAUAAGGGUUUGUUUAAAACAAUAGAACCCAUAUUUUGCAACUGUUUGGGCAGAAACGGGAAAUUGGGGGGGGGGCGGCAUCUGCUGUGAGUGUGUUGAGGACAAAGGAAUGUUUGUAAGCUGCAUUUACAACUUUUAGAAGUUUGGGAGUGUUUGCUUUCCUGGGGUGAAUGUAUACUUUCUGGGGUGAGGGAGGGAUUUGUAUUGUCCAUUGGUGAAAUAGGACUGAGAGUUGUCGGUAUGAAAAAGGUAGAAGACUCAUGCUGAAUUGACUUGCCAAUAAGCUGCUGCUGCUGCUCUGUUUCCUUCCUUCAAGUUGACUUUGCCCUGGUUGAGUGGGUCCCUUUUGGGCUGCCACAGCUUUACCUGCCACUGCCCUUAUUUCUUGAUGCCAGAAGCGGACCCGAAAGCAUCUCAAGUGGCAGUAAAAUUUAGAUGAAUCCUUUAUACACUUCUUUUUCUAAUCUCUUUUGAUUGGAUGUAAUAUGACCUCAGAGCAGAGUCCAUGAAGUUAUAGUUAUUUGCAAAUUCCAAUGAGCAAAAUUGUGGCCCAUUAUCUGUUGUUUAUUUAUUUAUUUAUUAUUUUAUUUUGUCUUCUAUUUUAUUUAUAGAAUAAUAGAAUAACAGAGUUGAAAGAGACCUUGUUGUCCAACCCUCUGCUCAGGCAGGAAACCCUAUGUCA